Coccomyxa subellipsoidea C-169 is the source of this 1389-nucleotide messenger RNA. RefSeq lists its product as hypothetical. The annotation marks the transcript as partial. The record is from RefSeq and is a predicted model, not a curated record. Gene Ontology annotation, cellular component: cytosol. Gene Ontology annotation, molecular function: thiamine-phosphate diphosphorylase activity; hydroxymethylpyrimidine kinase activity; phosphomethylpyrimidine kinase activity. Lineage: Eukaryota; Viridiplantae; Chlorophyta; Trebouxiophyceae; Coccomyxaceae. The transcript has 7 exons. Gene Ontology annotation, biological process: thiamine biosynthetic process.
CCGCGCGUGCUGACGAUAGCAGGGUCGGAUUCUGGGGGAGGUGCGGGAAUCCAGGCGGAUUUAAAGACCUUCCAGGCAUGCGGUGUGUACGGUGCAUCUGCCAUCACUGCGGUGACGGAGCAGAACACUCACGGCGUGCGCGGAUUCCACACUGUGCCGCUGCAGACUCUGAGAGGGCAAAUCGAUGCCGUGCUGGAGGACAUCGGCGCUGAUGUGGUCAAGACCGGCAUGCUGCCAACUGCAGAGGUGGUAGAGGCUGUGGCUGACCGGAUAGUGGAGCACAGGGUGAGCUGCUUAGUUGUGGACCCUGUGCUAGUGUCCACCAGCGGGCACAGCUUGGGGGACUCCGAUGUGGCGCGCGCCCUGGUCGACAGGCUUUUUCCGCUCGCCACAAUGAUCACGCCAAACCUCCCAGAGGCGUCCGCCAUUUUGGGGGACCGGCCAAUUACCGAUCUGGAGGGCAUGAAAGCUGCCGCUAUAGACCUGCACGCUCUGGGCCCCCAGUGCGUGCUGGUCAAGGGAGGCCACCUCCAGCAAGAUGGCGGUCAGGCGCUGGAUGUGCUGUAUGACGGGGAGACAGUGCAGGUCAUAGCAGGGCCGCGAGUCGACACCCCCAACACGCAUGGCACCGGCUGCUCGACAGCUUCCGCCAUUGCGGCUGAGCUGGCAAAGGGGGCGUCGCCUGUUCAGGCCGUGCACGCCGCCAAGGCGUAUGUCAGCCAAGCCCUGCAGGCCAGCGCGGCCCUGCGCAUCGGCAGCGGCAGCCAGACGCCCUUCAACCACGGGUACGCCACAGCAGACUGGACAUCCAAGGACCAGGUAUCCCGCCUGGACCUGCGGCUGUACGCAGUCACGGAUCCCCGGCAGAACGAGAGGAUGCACCGCAGCAACGUGGAGGCCGUCAGCGCAGCCAUUGACGGAGGCGUCACCGUUGUGCAGCUAAGGGAGAAGGAUGCGGAUGGCGGGGACUUCCUUGCUGAGGCGGAGGCUGUCAUCAAGAUCGCCCGGCCCCGAGGGGUGCCAGUGAUUAUAAAUGACAGGGUGGAUGUGGCACUGGCGGCGGAUGCAGAUGGAGCGCACAUAGGGCAGAGCGAUCUGCCGGCGGCGGUUGCGAGGCGGCUGCUGGGCCCCCACAAGAUCCUGGGGGUGUCCUGCAAAACCGUGGAGCACGCGCUCGCCGCUGAAGCAGCCGGCGCUGACUAUGUCGGCUCAGGCGCAGUGUACGCCACCAACACAAAGGACAGCCCAAUCAUGCCGAUAGACCGGCUGGCGGACAUCUGCGCGGCAGUCAGCAUCCCCGUGGUGGCCAUCGGAGGCAUCACUGCAGACAACGCCGCGCCGACCAUCGAGGCAGGCUGCGCGGGUGUGGCCGUCGUUUCCGCCAUCUUU